Schistocerca gregaria is the source of this 3521-nucleotide messenger RNA. RefSeq lists its product as uncharacterized. NCBI's taxonomy places the organism in Eukaryota, Metazoa, Arthropoda, Insecta, Orthoptera, Acrididae. The transcript is spliced from 2 exons. Gene Ontology annotation, biological process: chromatin remodeling. Gene Ontology annotation, cellular component: nuclear chromosome. The record is from RefSeq and is a predicted model, not a curated record. The coding region runs from base 177 to 2468 and encodes 763 amino acids.
AGUUGGCUCUGUCGAUUUACAAGGGAUAGGUUGUCCGGCAACGGAUCACCGUUUAUAUCGGUUCUAAUAGUAUAAUGAAUGAAAAAGUUUUUGUUCAGAAUUGAUUUUUUUAGCACAUGUUCGACUGAUAUACGGUGUGAGUGUGUGUGAUAAACACAUUGUUUUUUAUCUCCUGUAUGGAGGCAAAGCCAUGUGGGUCUCAUCCUCCCAAAAAUUCGCCGAGCGCUGGUAGCAAUAAUCAGGAAAGCCUUUCUGCGGAUCAUUGGAGCGAAAUGGCUGACUCUUCCCAAGCUACCCUUCAUUCUGGUUCUGCUGAUGGCAGCUCUCCUUCUAACACAUAUAGUAUGUCUCCUUCGCCUUUUCCAGCUUCUGGAUCUUCUCCAGUCGCUUUGGAUGAUGAAUAUGAAUCCUACCGCCUCGUUCCAAGUCAGAUCAAGCAAUAUAAGGAUGAGUUUUCUUCAGAUGAAGAAUUAUUUUCUCGUCCGUUAACUCGUCCCUCUAAACCUAUCCUGUCCGCACCGCCCUCGCCAAGCCUACGCCAAAACGAUCUGUGCACCCUUGCGGAGGAACUGAUCCCAAUUCGGCUGAACCUUACGAAUGGAGAGUGGCACUUGCUCGAUCAGUUUUAUUGGCCAAUUUUGAUUCCGGAAGACGUCACUUACCACCGACUUGAUGACUAUAUUGAAUACAACGUGUCCAAUCCAAACAUACAGACGUUUGCUACUCGUCUCGCCGAGGAGUCCGACUUUCCGUACGCAUUCGAUAGCGCUAUUGUCAAAUCGAUUUGUGCACAAAUAACGACGUGUAUACCUGUAUAUUGGAACGAACGAAAAGCGAAUGUGACAGAGCAACACAGACUUGAUGUGGUCCAGAGGCGGACGCAGAACGAGCGAAACCCUAUUUUUCAGCAGAAGACAGAGGCGAACGGUGGAGAAAGCGGCAAGUCCGACAACCGAGAGAAGGAGUGGGACGAGCUAUUAGAUGAUCUUUUUACAGAUGAAGAAAAUGCGAAUCAAGAAUCUUCGAUGUUGGAUUGGAAUGAAUCCGACGUAUUCGACGGACACGAGGACGGGUAUGGCGGGACCAAUAUGAUAAGUGAUUUGGAUACAUGGAAUACAGAUUGUCUCGCAUCGAAUGACGAAGAAAACGAUGACACAGUUAACGAGAAUGAUGACCCACAGAGAAGGCGAGCUCUUAGGAGAGCCAGACAGUUCAAUAGGAAAACGACAAUCACCUCUAAAUACUACAGGAAAAAAAAAAAUAUGAAAGAGAGAUCAAGUGGCUUCGGCCAUUUUUUGUCGUCUCUUGCAGCUCUUGCAUCUCCAGCGUCCUCUCAAAAGGAACAGGACCAGCAGGAGUCUUCUAUGGAGCAUGCAAAGCCGUCUAGGAAGAAAAGGAAACUUGGAUCAGCUUUUGAGGCUCACCAAGUGGUGGACGAAAGAGUGGCCAUCAAGAUUGAUCUGGCCAUCAUGGGCGUCAGACUCAUCGACCAGUUCGAUUGGGAUCCUGCGAACCCACUUCACUGGGCUGAUACGUUUGCCAGACGGACUGCGCUCGAGGUGGGCCUGACAAGGGAGAUGGAACUGGCUAUUGCAAAUGAUAUUCGUCGGCAAGUCUUGUUAUAUAUGGCUGAGUCAAGCAACAUGUUGCCAGACCAAUGGCGUGUGAACCAAAACAUUGAGCUUCCUGUUCAAAUAAAACAUCAGCAAACUGGUUGGAACUCUAAUAACGGGAACUUGUUCAGCAAAGAACCAAAUCUUUCUAAGGGCAGUUCUACUGACACCUCUGCUUACCUCGCAUCAAUGAACGAAAGCUCCAGAAAGAAAAGCACAUUCUCAAACCUUGGGCAUGACGCAGGAAGCAACAGAAACUUACAUGAGGGCUUUAGUUCCAAUACCGCCGCCGUCAACCAGAUAAACUCGGCGCCUACUUCGGCUCAUCCAUUUCAUACUGAUCCCUCUUCCUUCGACAUCUAUCAUUGCCCUCACCUUAACGAGCCCCUCGACCUUCAAGUGAUGACCAGCGCGUCCGCUCUCAUUGCCGCCGAACGAUCUCUCCAUUCUUUGGGCAACGAUCUCGUCUCUUGCUAUCUAUCUGACGACCACCGCCACCCAGAAGGCAUCUCCGUUCCUCCAUCUAACGAUGACGAAAAAAAGCACUCUUACGAAAGCCAUGAACCCUCCUCGUCUACCGAUCCAAGUCGCCCCCCCGAAGCAGCCGGAUCAACCAUUGAACUCCACCAUCGUAUCCGAAUCUUACCAAACUAUGUACCACUCUCGUCGCUGCCAAUUCUGACCUUGAAGACCGCUAUCAGAAAUGCCUAUCUGGGCUACUACGCCCCUCACCUCACUAUUCAUAUCCCAUCUUGGCUGUUCUGGAAGAAGCAAAUUAAACACCAAGAAUUUUGGCAAAAGUUGUACCAAGAUUACUUAGACCAAAUCAAGUCCUCUCUAGCAAAAUCCCAGUAAAACGCCCUCCGGUCUGACUCAAACUCCUCUGCGCCAAAGUGAAACCCCUCGCGAGAAAGACUUGCGCGUCACAGACAUCUCUGUUUGCUUGCUUUAUACAUCUAACAAACACAUCGCAACGCGCACUUUCCCACUCGCAACGGCCCACGCCUGAAACACAACCUGUCAUCUUCACCAUAAACUUUAAUAGCGCACUCCUGCCUUCAACAACCCCUCUGUACUGCAAAUCUGACCCAAGUCUCCAAGUCCGUAUUGACAAAAUCUCUACUCUUUAAGCCGAACGGGCCACUUUUUUCAAUUUCACCUCCCAAGAGACUUAGCUCCAAUUAAGCUCUAAAGAUAUGCGCCUUUGGUAAUGCUAUUGCUCUUAACUUCCGUCUACACAUUCAUCCCUUAGUUUCUUAUCUAAACAAAUCAUUAUUCUUAUGCGCUCUAUUGCUCACUGAGCAGCAUAAAACCGGGCCAAAAAAAUUCGGCCGCAUUAGCGCGUGAGAUGCCGAAUACAAUCAAUCAAAACUACAUAAAUACAACCACCACUGUGUAUUGACCACAUACUUAGCUAUUGUCGAGAAAUUUAUUGAGCGCUAAUACUACGGCAACAUAAGAACAGGUACUAGAGCUCCGUGCAAAUUCCAAAAGUGUUCGGUUUUUAGGCCUACCUGCCCUUUUACCCUCAAGAUCAAAUCCAACCCCCUUAGCUACCGUCCGUACCGACAAUAUCAUCCUUGUUACGUUCAUCAUUGUCUUCAUCUACCUUUGGCGUCUUGGUUGCAUUCUCCACAUUUUCUUCACUCAGCUCUAAAAUGGUAAAUGCAGACCAGCUACUCUGUCAAUAUACUUAUCAACUCUAACACACUCACCUCCACAGAAAAUGUAAUUCAGUUUUCGUUUUUAGGCUCUUUCUGUGAAUCUGAUUUUUUUGUUCCCUUUCGAUCCUGUCCUUCUUCCUGCUCGCCUAUGGGCUCUGACACCUUUGACAUCGCAUUUGUUACCGAAAUCACAUUACUCGAAUGCCUCGUUUUUGUCUCAAAUGCGGGCGGCUGCCCUAUCAAU